GCGGGGCACGCCGGGAGUUGUAGUCCCGCCCCUCACGCGGUACCGGGCGCGGGGCCGGCAUGGCGGGGCUGGAGCUGCUGUCCGACGCGGGGUUCCGGGCGGACGGGCGCCGGCCGGACGAGCUGCGCAAGGUGCGGGCCCGGCUCGGGGUGCUGGCCCGGGCAGACGGUUCGGCCUACCUGGAGCAGGGCAACACCAAAGUGCUGGCGGCCGUGUACGGCCCGCACGAGGUUCGGGGGUCCCGGGCCAAGGCCCCCCCGGACCGGGCGCUGCUCAGCUGCCGGUGCAGCUCGGCGCCGUUCGCGGGGGGCGGAGAGCGGCGGCGCCGCCCGGGGCCGGGCGGGAGCGACCGGCGGGCGGCGGAGCGGGCGCUGCUGCUGCGGGGCGUGCUGGAGGGAGCCGUGCUGGCCCAGCUCUACCCCCGCUCCCAGAUCGACGUGCACGUCCAGGUGCUGCAGGCGGACGGGGGCGAGCUGGGGGCCAGCGUCAGCGCGGCCGGGCUGGCGCUGCUGGACGCGGGCGUGGCGCUGCGCGGGGCCGUGGUGGCCGGUUCGGCCGGGCUGGCCGAGCCCCCGGCCGGGCCCCCGGUGGCCCUGAGCGACCUGAGCGCGGCCGAGGAGGCGGCCGGGGGCCCGCGGCUGGCCGUGGCCACGGUGGCGGGCAGCGGGCAGCUGGCCCUGUGCCAGCUCAGCGCCCGGCUGCACCAGGAGCGGCUGCGGCCCGUGCUGGACGCCGCCCUGGCUGCCUGCCGGGGGCUGCACGCCGUGCUGGACGGCGUGGUCAGGGCCCGGCUGCGCCAGGACACCGCCAUGGAGCAGUGACCAUCGCAG
Taeniopygia guttata (zebra finch) is the source of this 830-nucleotide messenger RNA. It is a transcript of the gene EXOSC4, whose product is annotated as exosome component 4. Gene Ontology annotation, cellular component: nuclear exosome (RNase complex); nucleolus; cytoplasmic exosome (RNase complex). Gene Ontology annotation, molecular function: RNA binding. Gene Ontology annotation, biological process: nuclear mRNA surveillance; U4 snRNA 3'-end processing; poly(A)-dependent snoRNA 3'-end processing. Lineage: Eukaryota; Metazoa; Chordata; Aves; Passeriformes; Estrildidae. The record is from RefSeq and is a predicted model, not a curated record.